AGAGUUUUUUUUGUUUCGUAAAAUAAUAAUUGUAACAGACCAAGUUGAAAGAAAAAUGUAAAUAAAUUCGAUAUCUGUGUAAUCUGACCAAUCUGGAGCGUCGAUUUAAAUAUUGAAUAAAAUUACAUCCACAGAGGGCAAACAAACUAAAUCCGAAAACGAUUCCGCAGUGAGGAGGCAAAAAAACACAGUUCGGAAACGCUGCGAAUUUCGAGUGGAAAGGAGUUUCUUUGCCCGCAGGCCAAAAUAAAACCCGUCACAGUUUAAGGAGACUGUGUGGCGAGUGAAUCAAGAUCGGAACAAGAGGUGCAGCAGCACAGAAACACAUCAACAGAUUUUGGGCUGGUUUCAAAAGCAUAUGAACAUGAAGGAUAUUGAUGGUGCAAUAGAAUAUGAAAUCACCAAAGCUGCAUGUAAAAUGGCUACUAGAAAUUCCCAGCAUUUGGAAAGUUAUAAUGAAGGAACAGAAACUCAGAAUUUGCCUGGUGCCAUAUAGGUAAGGGUAAAGUCGCCAUAGGCCCAGAGGACCCAGAAAUGGAGAGAGAGCUGACUGGUGACAGAGUUGUGUGAAGAUGCUUUGGAGACAGCAGGUCGUGUGGAAGGGCUAUCAAUGGAUAUGUCGAUGUAUUCCUGUAUGCAAAUUCAGGAUGAGAUAAACCAGAAGGGCAAGUACCAUCAUAGCCUACAUCUGUUGAAACCCUUUCGCAACACCUCCAAACAGCAACAUCCUGUGGACAAUGCUGGUUUCUUCUCAUUCAUGACCUUCAGUUGGUUGACAUCUUUAGCCUUCACAGCUUAUAAAAAAGGAGAGCUCCUUCUUGAAGACAUUUGGCCUCUGUCGAAAUAUGAAUCUUCUGAAGUCAAUGGUCGAAGGCUGGAACGACUAUGGCAAAUAGAAUUGAAAGAACGUGGCCAGGAUAAUGCUUCACUGAACACAGUGAUUUGGAGAUUCUGCCAGACACGGCUGGUCAUCGCUAUGAUCUCCUUGAUGGUUACAAUGGUGGCUGGCUUCUGUGGACCAGCUUUUCUUGUGAAGCGUCUCCUGGACUACACAGCAUUGAGUGAAUCAAACCUGCAGUAUGGCUUGUUCUUAAGCCUUGGAUUGUUUUUGACUGAAGUCGUCCGUUCCUGGUCACUGGCAAUGACCUGGGCACUGAACUAUCGCACAGCUGCCAGGCUCCGAGGAGCUGUCCUGACUGUGGCAUUUAACAAGAUUUUAAAACUUAAGAAUGUAAAGGAGAAAUCUUUGGGUGAGCUUAUCAAUAUCUGUUCAAGCGAUGGACAGCGACUGUUUGAAGCUGCUGCAGUUGGAAGUUUGCUUGCAGGAGGGCCUCUUGUAGCAGUUCUGGGAAUGAUUUAUAAUGCCACAUUGCUUGGUCCAACUGCAUUUCUUGGUUCUGCAGUCUUCAUACUUUUUUACCCAGCUAUGAUGUUCGUGUCCCGGUUGACAGUAUACUUCAGAAGGAAGUGCAUUUCUGUGACUGAUGAACGUGUUCAAAGGAUGAAUGAAAUCAUCUCCUACAUAAAAUUUAUCAAAAUGUAUGCUUGGGUGAAAGCGUUUUCACAGAGCAUUCUCAAAAUACGAGAAAAGGAACGACAGAUCUUGGAGUAUGCUGGAUAUUUUCAAAGCAUCUCAGUGGGUGUUGCUCCAGUUGUUGUAGUCAUAGCUAGUGUGGUAACAUUUUCUGUCCACAUGCUCUUAGGAUAUGACCUCACUGCUGCAGAGGCAUUCACUGUGGUGACAGUUUUCAAUGCUAUGACAUUUUCUCUUAAAGUCACUCCGUUCUCUGUGAAGUCACUUUCUGAGGCAUCUGUAGCUGUGGAGAGAUUCAAGAGUUUAUUUCUAAUGGAAGAGUUUCACAUCAUAAGGAAAAAGCCAGAAUGUUCUCAAAUCGCCAUAGAGCUGAAAAGUGCUACUCUGGCUUGGGACUGCCCAGACUCCAGUGCUCAGGCUUCACCCAAGAUGACUCCCAACCUCAAAAAAGAUGAGCACGAUACAAAAAUGAAGAAAGAAAAAAAGAAACUACAUCAGAAUGUGCAAAAUGGCCCACUAACUGAACAGAACGGACGUCUGCUAAUAGACAGUGAUGAACAACCCAGCCCUGAUGAGAAUAAAGGGAUUUCUUUGACCAGUCCCAGACUACAGAGAACUCUUUACAACAUCAACCUUAGUAUUCAGAAGGAGAAGCUGGUUGGAAUUUGUGGCAGUGUGGGCUCUGGCAAAACGUCCUUGAUUUCUGCUGUUUUGGGACAGAUGACCCUGAUAGAAGGAAGUAUUGCAGUUGAUGGAGAUUUUGCUUACGUUGCUCAACAAGCAUGGAUUCGAAGUGCCACUGUCAGAGAGAAUAUUGUAUUUAAUAAAGCAUUCAAUGAAGAAAGAUACAACAGUGUACUUACUGCCUGCUGCCUGAGACCAGAUCUUGCAAUAUUGCCCAAUGGAGAUAUGACAGAGGUGGGAGAACAUGGAGCUAAUUUGAGUGGAGGACAACGACAGAGAAUCAGUUUGGCACGUGCUUUGUACAGUGACAGAAGCAUUUAUAUUUUGGAUGAUCCUCUCAGUGCACUGGAUGCUCAUGUAGGAAACCACAUCUUUAACAAUGCAAUUAAAAAGCAGCUGAAAUGGAAGACUGUUCUCUUUAUCACCCAUCAACUCCAGUAUCUGGUGGACUGUGAUGAAGUGCUGCUAAUGAAGGAUGGCUGUAUAACUGAGAGAGGGUCUCAUGAAGAAUUAAUGAUUUUGAAUGGUGAUUAUGCUGCAAUGUUCAACAAUCUACAACUGGGAGAUACUCCACACGUUGAGGUAAACAAAAAUAGCAUGAACAAUUCCUUAAAGAAACCUCAAGAAAAAGGCCAGACUGGAUCUGUGAAGAAAGAAAGAAAAACAAAUAAGGCAGCAGAUCAGCUUAUACAAGCAGAGGAUAAAGGGAAGGGUUCUGUACCAUGGUCUGUGUACGGUGUAUACAUCCAGGCAGCAGGCGGCCCUCUUGUAUUUUUCCUUGUGAUGCUUCUUUUUGUCCUGAAUGUAGGGAGCGUUGCUUUUAACAACUGGUGGCUUAGUUACUGGAUCAAUGCAGGCAGUGGGAAUAUAUCUGCAGCUUUGGAGAAUGAAACAUAUGUGAGUUACAACAUGAAGGACAAUCCACAUAUGCAUUACUAUGCAGGGAUCUAUGCACUGUCAAUGGCAGUAAUGCUAAUUAUAAAGGGAGUCCGUGGUGUUGUAUUUGUUAAGGGAACACUUGGAGCCUCAUCUAGGCUGCAUGAUGAACUCUUUCACAAGAUCCUCAGGGGUCCCAUGAAGUUUUUUGACACGACUCCUUCUGGCCGAAUCCUUAAUAGAUUCUCAAAAGAUAUGGAUGAAGUCGACACACGGCUACCUUUCCAAGCAGAGAUGUUUAUUCAGAACAUAAUCCUGGUGUUUUUCUGCAUUGGUGUCAUUGGUUCUGUCUUUCCAUGGUUUCUUGUUGCUGUUGGCCCCCUUAUCAUUCUGUUCAUGAUUCUCAACCAGGUAUCAAGGAUUUUUAUUAGAGAACUGAAACGUUUGGACAACAUCACUCAGUCUCCUUUUCUGUCACAUAUCACAUCAAGUAUCCAGGGACUAACCACAAUCCAUGCUUACAACAAAGCUACAGAGUACCGACACAGGUAUCAGGAGCUGUUAGAUGCUAAUCAGGCUCCAUUCUUCUUGUUCACCUGUGCAAUGCGCUGGCUUGCUGUGAGAUUGGAUAUAAUCAGUAUUGCUCUUAUUGGCACAACUGCAGUGAUAAUAGUUGUAAUGCAUGGACACAUUCCUCCAGCUUACGCAGGACUUGCCAUUUCCUAUGCUGUUCAGCUCACCGGUUUAUUUCAGUUUACUGUUCGACUUGCUUCUGAGACUGAGGCUAGGUUCACCUCUGUGGAGAGAAUUAAUCACUACAUAAAGACUCUGAAGUUGGAGGCUUCAGCUCGGGUUAAGGAUAAAACUCCACCUGCAGACUGGCCUCAACAUGGGCAAAUAACGUUUGCAAAUGUAGAGAUGAGAUAUCGUGAGAAUCUACCUCUGGUGCUAAAGAAAGUGUCCUUUACCAUUAAACCUCAAGAAAAAAUUGGUAUUGUGGGCAGAACUGGGUCAGGUAAAUCUUCCCUAGGAAUCACACUAUUUCGAUUGGUUGAGCUCUCGGGUGGUUCAAUAUUUAUUGAUGGAGUGAACAUUACUGAAAUUGGUUUGGCUGAUCUUCGCAGCAAACUAUCCAUUAUACCCCAAGAACCAGUUUUGUUCACUGGCACUGUAAGGUACAAUCUAGAUCCUUUUCAGCAGUACUGUGAGGAGCAAGUAUGGGAUGCAUUGGAGCGAACACACAUGAAAGAAUGUAUUUCUCAACUGCCUUUAAAAUUGGAUUCUGAAGUGAUGGAAAAUGGAGAGAAUUUCUCUGUGGGAGAGAAACAGUUAAUAUGUGUAGCCAGGGCUUUGCUACGGAGAUGUAAGAUUCUAGUGUUAGACGAAGCUACAGCUGCCAUGGAUACAGAGACUGAUUCUCUGGUGCAAGAGACAAUCCGGGAAUCAUUUUCUGAAUGUACAAUGUUGACCAUUGCACAUCGUUUGAAUACAGUACUCGGUUGCGAUCGCAUCAUGGUGCUAAGCCAGGGCCAGGUUAUGGAAUUUGAUGAACCAUCUGUUCUUCUCGCCAAUGAAAACUCAAGAUUUUGUGCAAUGUUUGCUGCUGCUGAGAAUAAAGCCACCGUAAAGGGUUAACAAAGUCUACAGAAUUUUCUUCAGAAUUAAGUUACUUGCUGCUUAUGAUAAGUUAGCAAUAUUUCUCCAUCCAGGGACAACAUAACCACAAUAAUAACUGAAAGAACUGCAGAUGCUGUAAAUCAGAAGCAAAACAAUAUAUUCUCAGUAUUUUACAACAGCUUACACUAUUCGUGUAUCUUCAGAGUAAUUUUAGAUACUCUAAGAAUUUAUGUUUCUUAAUUGAAAGCUGAGCUAAUUCUAUUAACUACAAAUGCACUCAAGGUUCAGGGAGCCUUAGAUGUUGAUAGUUUCAAAUGCUUAUAAUUUAAGUCUCACACAUCACAGAUCUAUAAAUCAAUACAUAGAAUGUUUGCAGUGUGUAUAUGCUGUGCUUUAUUUUGUAUUCUACUUUUGCACUGUUAUAUUGUGCUUUUCUUUUACAUUCUACUCCUGUACAGUUUUACACUGUAUCAGAGUUUGCUAUUUAACUGUGAGACAGUUGUCAAUGUCAAGUUAUAUUUAUAUAGAAUAAAGAUUACACCAAUUCAUAAAUCAAAUUAAUAAUAUUCACUGUUUAAUCCAGACAGCAGUAGAUGUUGUCAUGGUAAACAGUACCAAAUAGAUUUAUUUUAAUCAUUCUGAUUCUAGUAUAGUACUAAGUUCUUUGGAGUUUUUUGUUACUAGGAAAAAUAUACCUCAGGUUCAAAUUAUUUUACUGUAUGGUAUGUACUGUUGACAUUUAUUGUCCAUGUGCACUGUGAGUAUAAGCUACUUCCUGAAGGCCACUUAAAAAUGGUUGUUGUUACCAUAGAAAGCUUGUUUUACCAAUUCUGGCAAUGUUGCACGUAUUUGUCACCUUGUACAGCUUAGAGCCUUAGCAUGAUUUUGCAAACUAAGCAAACCUGCCUUGUUAAAUCUUUAGAUAUAAAUAAACUAUUUUGUGUUAAUACAUUUUA
Molecule: messenger RNA, 5667 nt
Organism: Stegostoma tigrinum
Lineage: Eukaryota; Metazoa; Chordata; Chondrichthyes; Orectolobiformes; Stegostomatidae
Gene: abcc5
Product: ATP-binding cassette, sub-family C (CFTR/MRP), member 5
Exons: 31
Coding region: 611-4729 (1372 amino acids)
Biological process (GO): transmembrane transport
Cellular component (GO): membrane
Molecular function (GO): ATP binding; ATP hydrolysis activity; ABC-type transporter activity
Source: RefSeq, a predicted model, not a curated record